AUGUACAGGGGAGGAUUAAACAGAUUUAAAAAGGCACAAACCUUGGAGCCAUUCUCUGUUUCGAAGAAUCCAGGUUCCCAAGCUCCUUCCCCUUCCCCACCGGUUGCUACCUUCCAGCCUCAGGUUUCCCUGUCAAAGGCCCACAGUCAGACACAGGAGCAGGAUUCCUCUAAACCUGCCGGAUCUGAGGCUUCAGUCCCGGGUCAGCAUGCCACUCAGAUCGGUGGUGGGCAGUCAGCUUGGCAGCCCCCAGAUUGGGCAAUAGAGCCUCGACCUGGGGUUUACUAUCUCGAGGUCUUGAAAGAUGGCCAGGUUCUUGAUUCCAUCAACUUAGAUAAGCGGCGGCACAUAUUUGGGAGGCAGCAGCCCACAUGUGAUUUUGUUCUCGAUCACCUGUCUGUUUCACGCCAGCAUGCUGCCGUGGUACCACACAAAAAUGGAAGGUUAGUCUGGUUCUUUCUCUCCUUCUAGAAUUCUGUUCAUAUAUCAGUUUUUGUUCUUUGAAAGCUACUAGAUUCUUUGCUUGCAUUGGUUCCUUCCUGGCUUUUACGCACUUCCUGGCGUUGCUUCCAAGCAGUUUCAUCUUCCGUAGAAAUUUCUCCAGUUCAUCUGAGACACUUGGCUUGAUAUCUUCAUGGUCUCCUUCUUGAAUGCUCACGCUCCAAGUCUAGUUCUUAUGUUCUUGAAUUGAGCACCCUUAUGAUCAACUUUUAAGGAUGGAUUUCUUUCUCUUUAAAAUCUCUCUCCAGCGUAUAUGUAAUCGAUUUGGGGUCGGUGCACGGCACAUUUGUCGCAAAUGAGCGACUGAAGAAAGACAUCCCGGUGGAGCUUGAAAUCGGUCAGUCUCUACGCUUUGCAGCCUCGACCAGAACCUAUGUAUUGAGGAAGAACACUGCCGCCCUCUUCCCCACCCCCAAGCCCCCUGCUGAGAUCGACCUCUCCUCACCUCCGGACCCCUCCGACGAAGAAGCUGUCCUGGCAUACAACACAGCUCUCAACCGCUAUGGUCUGAACAAAUCUGAUCUGUUGCCCAAAUUUGACAACGACCCAAGAGGCAGCCCAGCGGGGGCUGAAGACAGCCGUCAGUCAGGAAAACCAGCGAAGAGACCCAGAAAGCUGCGGGUGGCAUUUAGAGACCAAGUGGGAGGAGAAUUGGUCCAGGUCGUCGGGAUCUCAGAUGGAGCUGAUGUUGAGACGGAGCCGGGCCCAAUUGGGGUGAAGGAGGGCAGCCUUGUGGGGAAGUAUGAAUCCCUUGUACAUAUUACAGUGAUUCCCAAGGGGAAGGAGCAGAUCUCCUCAAAGGAGGACGGCUUCCCCUCGAAAGGUGUCACAGAUAAGCUGCAGCAGGUUCUGAGCAAAGUCAAGGGCUCAGGGAGGAGCGAGAAUGGCCUGUAUGGGGAUAUCUUCACUGGCAUGGUCGGCUCGUCGUGGGCUUACUCUUCUUCUUCAUCAGUUGCUGCCGCUGAUGGGUGGGCCGAAUCAGCUGAAGCUAACCAUGGGAGGGCCUCCAGCGGCGCCAAUGAAAGGCUGAAUUCCAGCUCCACUUAUGAUGAGGAAGAUGAUUUAUUUGGAGAUUAG
This is a messenger RNA of Spirodela intermedia, 1578 nucleotides long. Lineage: Eukaryota; Viridiplantae; Streptophyta; Magnoliopsida; Alismatales; Araceae. The record is from the annotation of a GenBank genome assembly.